AUGCGCACCUCGUUUGUAACUCUUCUGCUUGCAUGCAGCAGCUACACUGCCCUCGCAUUGCCCUCACACGGUAGCCUCGCCAAGCGAUCCUGCGAUGCCAAUUGUAUCGCCCAGGGUUUCCAAUCGGGCAUGUGCGCCAGCGAGAACACCCCCUCCCUGCAACUCCUAGGCCUUGAGCUCCUCGGCCAGGCCUUGCCAGGCUGCAUGUGCAUCCCAACCAGCGGCUCCGGCAGCAGCUCCACCGGCGCCACCAACGCCGCCAACGUCCCCGCUGCCAACGCCGCCGCUGCCACGACGACCACCACUGCUACUGUAACUACCACCUCAACUGCCGUCCUGACUUCCACUUCCACCGCGACAACCACCGUCACCACCACUAGCACUACCACUGCCACAGCCACUAACACCCAAGUCGCAUUUCAAGCAGCCCCAGCAGUAAACCCACCUGCCCCCAGCACCGUCACCAGCACUGCCACCGUAACCACGACUGCCACCACGACUGCCACCACGACUGCCACCACCACUGCCACCACCACUGCCACCACGACUGCCACCACCACUGCCACCGAAACGGAAACAGAAACCCAAACCCAAACCCAAACGCACACGCAAUUCAGCACCCGCACCAUCACCCAUUCUGCCCCUACCGCCACUACGACCAUUACUACCUCUGAUGCAAACGCAGCAGCGGCUCCUGCUGCUGCUGCCGCCGUCCAGACCGUGUACACGGCCACCACGACGAACCAUAUCCCGUUCACGACGACGAAGACGGUGGUGGUCAAGACGACGACGACGGUGUGCCCGACUUCUUCUUAG
Messenger RNA from Aspergillus uvarum CBS 121591, 816 nucleotides. RefSeq lists its product as uncharacterized. The coding region runs from base 1 to 816 and encodes 271 amino acids. The transcript has 3 exons. The record is from RefSeq and is a predicted model, not a curated record. Lineage: Eukaryota; Fungi; Ascomycota; Eurotiomycetes; Eurotiales; Aspergillaceae.